AUUUUCUCAAAGUGAAAGUAGAACUUGCAUUGUGUUGCCACAACAGGCACAUACUGGAAAACAGACUAUUGUCUAUUAUAUUUGAAGGUAAAACAAGAUUUCUUUUAAUCAAGACUGUACAACAUCAAAGACAGCAACAUGAUUGUAUUAUUCCAUGAACUCUAUAUCAUAGUUCAGACAGUAAUAAAAUGGUUACGACCUAAACAGCUGUUAAAACAAAUCAAACAUGGCAAACACGUCAAGUUUGAUGAUGAAUUAGAUGGAAGGAAAGAAGAAGUUGUGGAGGAAAUGGUGAUAAAAGAUGUAUGUGGUGUGGAAUUAGAAGGGAGGCCACCAGAUUUUAGUGUCGAUAAAAAUGACAAAACUGUGAACUUUCCAUUUCUGUGUGAUGAGCCGACUAUUUCACACAUUAAACACUCUAAAACUAUGUUUAUAAUGAGAGGAGUUUCUGGUUCAGGGAAAUCAACACUAGUUAAAUUGAUUGGUAAUAUAUAUAGGGAUAGUCGAAUAUGUUCAGCCGAUCAGUAUUUUAUGAAAAAUGGUGAAUACCGAUUUGACAAAUCCAAUUUAUCAAUUGCACAUGAAAAAUGUGAUGAGAAAGCAAAAAAAGCAUGUUUAAAUGGGGUACCAGUGGUUGUCAUCGAUAAUACAAAUGUCAAAAGAUGGGAAAUGUCCAGUUACUUGGCGCUGGCCUUCACAAAUAAUUAUCCUGUUGUCGUAGUACAACCAAGAACACCCUGGAGUAAGGAUGCUGACAAGUUAGCCGAACUCAAUAGCCAUGGGGUAACUUCAGAUAUUAUUAGACAAAAAUUACGAAGUUUUGAAGAUGUAGCGCCACUGUAUUAUGGAUGGUUUAUUGAUGAACAGCAGUCUAACAUGAUAUAUCAAUUAGGAAGAAAAAGUUUGGAAGAGUGCCUUAGAAUUUUCCCCCAGUUUAAGGAUUUGUUACUUUUCAAGUCUCCAGAUCUAUUAGAAGCUGUAGAGAAAGAAUUGGAUGACUGUAUAAUGAAGUGCACAGAAUGGUAUGGUUUGCAUUUCCCAGAAUUGAAGAAGCUAGUGCCAAACAGUUUGAUUUAUGCAAGAGUAGUAAAACAGUUAGGUCACAGAAAAAAUGCAAACAGUAAAAAUUUUAGUAACAUUUUACCGAGGAAACAAGAGAAUGAUGUGAAAUUUACAGCUAAACAUUCAAUGGGAAAAGACAUUUCUGAUGAAGAUUUAAUACUCAUUACUGAUUUAUGUGUUCAGAUAAUAGAACUAACAGAUUUCAAAGACAACUUAGAAGAAUUCAUAAGAAAUCCAAUGACAGCAAACUCUCCCAAAGUAACAGAACAUGUUGGUCAGGUGAUAGGACCACUUCUUAUUUCACAUGCAGAUACUGUAGAGCAGAAAAUGUAUGAAAAUUUCAAGUUAAAUUCAACCAAAAUUCUACAUUGCACAGCUAUGUUCAUGGGAACCAAAAGAAAUCCAGCUCCUAACAGUGAUACAUAUCCAAAUAUGGACAUAGUUCAAAGGUCAUAUGGGUCAGUGCAUGACCUUGAAAUCACAAGAAUAACAGUCACCCCAAGAACAAUAGGGGCCAAAGUGCAGUUGUCAAAGCAAUGCUUGAAAUUGUAUGAAAAACCUCAGGAAAAAGAAAGGGAGAUUAAUCUGAGAACAAUUAUGAACCAUAACUCUGUUUCUUUGGAAUUUGGUAGAGCUGCACAUGUUACCAUAGGAACGGUACCAGGGAUUCCCCCUGCCACAACAAAUGAGGAUUUGUUAGAUAUUUUAGAUGCAGAAAUGAAAAGUAAACUUGAAAAUAUCCCUAUUACUGUACGGAAAUGUGCCUUAGGGACAAUACAGAAUGUAGGAAAAGAUUUGUUUAUUGUUAAUCUUGAGAGUCCAAUUACUGUUCAGGGUUUAUAUACAGGGUUUUAUGGAGGCAGCUUCAACAAUUCUCCCAAAAAAUGAAUUGAUAUAUACCUGGUGUUGUUUGAUUUGGAAUAAGAAUUUGAGAAAAGAGCAUGUUUGACCUGAAAGUUUGAAAAUCAGACGAGGGGAGAUUAUAUGGUGGCUGCUUCAAUAAUUCUCCCAAAAAAUUAAUUUGUUAUAUAACUGGGGUUUGAUUUAGAACGAGACAUGGACAAAAAAGAAUGUUCCUUCUGAAAGUAUGUAAAGCAGAUAAGGGAAGGUUUUAUGGUGGCAACUUCAGCAAUUCUGCCAAAAAAUAGAUGUAUUAUAUAACUGGUGUUUGAUGUGGAACAAGACAUGGACAAAAAAUAACGUUACUACUGAAAGUCUACACAGCAAAUAUGGGGAUUGGUGGGGUAUAGAGAGGGUGGUAGGCACUUCAAUCAAUUUGAAAACAUGAAAUUUUGCAAGAAUUCUAAGAAACAGAAAAAAUUUGAUGUUUGAGUGGUCAGAGUCUUAAAAGCAUUCGUCCCAUUCUCUCCAUGCAUCAUGUGCAUUUAAUUCUUGAACUGCACUUACAGAAAUCUUCAUAAAAUUCAAAUGUCUGUCUGUUUUUUUCUGCUCUUUUUUUUCGUCACAUUGUUUGUCCAAUAAUGAAUUGAAGUUUUUGUUUUAGAUAGAAAAUCAUGUUAAUUAUGAUGUGAAAUUUAUAUAAAAACAUGCUUAUACAUGUACUAACAUGGUUUUCACCUAGAUUGUUCAGUUCACAUGUACAGAACAUAAUUAUAAAGUGAACAUGAUAAAUGUGAGUGUCCAAUUGACACAAUUUAUUGUAACAUGUAUAUUUAAUUUUUUAAGCUUUCUUAAAUUUAUGCUUAUGGGAUAAUGAAAGCAAUUAUUUUUUCAUUGUUUUAUUACAUGUAUUAUUUAGUUUUUAUGUAUAUUUUACAUAUACUGUAAAUUCCUCCUUAUCAUUUCUAUUAUUUUCUUAAUUUUGCUAAGCAUUAACUUGCUUACAUUUUUGCAUUGAUAUUAAUGUAUGUUUUUGUUUAAGAGAAAGCCUUGUAUCUUUGACAAUCUUUAGAUCAUACAUACUGAUGUUUAAGCAAUAUAACUAUAUUUUCUUAGACAAUUUGUCUAAUAUGGUAGUAUUAAAUGUGUUAUUGU
Messenger RNA from Mytilus trossulus (common blue mussel), 3057 nucleotides. Its product is annotated as 2',3'-cyclic-nucleotide 3'-phosphodiesterase-like. The record is from RefSeq and is a predicted model, not a curated record. The transcript is spliced from 6 exons. Lineage: Eukaryota; Metazoa; Mollusca; Bivalvia; Mytilida; Mytilidae. Gene Ontology annotation, biological process: cyclic nucleotide catabolic process. Gene Ontology annotation, molecular function: 2',3'-cyclic-nucleotide 3'-phosphodiesterase activity. Gene Ontology annotation, cellular component: cytoplasm; membrane. The coding region runs from base 139 to 1950 and encodes 603 amino acids.